UUGACGCUUAAGGAGAAGAUAGCCAUCGAAAGGGUGUGCAAGAGAUGGCACACAAUCAUCAGACAACAGGUGUCCAAACAGACGGGUUUGGGCACCACUUGGGCUCAAGAGGAGGACAGUCUGUGUCUGGACGCCAAUCGCGACCAUUGCGUGACCGGCGGUGACAUCAGACAAGCGGUUGUGAUGUCCAACGGAUGGCUCUAUGACUUCACGGACGACCAGACGAUCGCAAACCUCGAGAACAUAUCCAAGAGAUGUCCAAACAUUAAGUGUCUUCACAUGAGCCAUAGUGUCAUUGAUGUGAACUGUUUUCAAGUGUUGUUCCGUUUGUUUCCCGGUUUAGAGUGUCUUCACCUCAAGAGUAAUUAUGUGAAGGAAGUGCCAAAUCAGACGCCACUAGAAGUGUGGCAAUCGAUUGGCAAAGUGUUGGCGCCGGCCGUCAUCCACCUGUCCAUUGAUCCCCACUAU
This is a messenger RNA of Oppiella nova, 468 nucleotides long. NCBI's taxonomy places the organism in Eukaryota, Metazoa, Arthropoda, Arachnida, Sarcoptiformes, Oppiidae. The record is from the annotation of a GenBank genome assembly.